Nerophis lumbriciformis (worm pipefish) is the source of this 1863-nucleotide messenger RNA. The record is from RefSeq and is a predicted model, not a curated record. NCBI's taxonomy places the organism in Eukaryota, Metazoa, Chordata, Actinopteri, Syngnathiformes, Syngnathidae.
AUGGCUGGAAACUCCGAACUGGUGAAAAGAGUCUUGCGCUGCAAACUUCAACUAGCAGACACGGCAAAGUCUUCCACGGUUCUCAAAGUCUUGCAGAAGCUCAACAAACUAGACAUUACCGUAGAGGUUCUAGCUGAAACUGGAAUUGGAAAAACUGUGAAUUCCUUUCGCAAACACAGAGAAGCUGGAGAAUUAGCCAAGUCACUAGUCAAAGGUUGGAAGAAACUAAUCCCUAAAAAGUCAACAAGUCAUACAGAAGAUGGAAAUACAUCCGACAGUUUCUCCAUCAAAAAACAAACUGUCAGUGACCUAAAUAGCACAAGUAGUGGAAGCCAGACAGUGGAUAAUUUAAGCAAUAAAUGCUUCACAUCAAAUAGCAAACAACUGACUGAAAAAUUUCUUCGUGAGGAAAUACAUGAAGAUCGCAAAAGAAGAAAAGCCAACCAUGAAGCAAGUGUUGAAGAUGACCCAAAGAAGUUGAGAAAUGGAAUCCUGAGUUUAAAAAAGGCUCUUCUUCAGGGCAAACGUGAUAAGUUUAUCUUCAAGCACAAAAAAAAUGGCAAAGGCAGCGUAGACUGUGGCGGCUCUCAUUUAAAAAGAAAGAAAAAGCCAAAAAAGAAGUUGAAGCCAACAAAGGAAGUCCCGCAGGACUGUAAUGAAACCUUAUCAUCAUAUCAAAAAGACUUGAAAAUGUCCCCCGACUUGAGUGAUGCUCAACGCGACAUAUCAAGUAGCCCGGAAAACCGAAGUCGAAAACGGACUAAACAGGAGAAAAAAAGCAAAGCAGUGCCUGAUCAAGAUGAGCUGGAAACAUCUUCCAACAAAAAGGCCAAAAGCCAACAUGAAAACAGUGAGAAUGAAAUAGAGGAACCUUCUAUGUCUUUUGAAUCUUACUUGAACUACGAUGAAAAGGCCUUGAAGAAAAAUCGAACCAGAGCAAAGAAAACAUUAAAAAAAAUCAAGACUGUCAGUAAGGAGCAGUCUCUUGUAAAACCUGUAGAGCCACAGAGGAUGCCCAUUUCUCCAAAAAAGAUGCAUAUAGAUUCUCCAAAGGACGGACUUAACUUUCAUUUGCCUACCCUUCUACCUGAAUGUAACAAAGCAUUCAGUUUUGAAUACCUUGAGAGGAAAGUUGAGAAAGAGCCUGAUUUCGGGGAUCUAUCUGAGGACGCCGCAGUCUUUACAGGCCAGCGGCAAAACAAGAAAAUGCAGGUCUACUCUGGAGCCACCAAGACUGUUUUCCUCCCUGCCAUGAUGAGCUUGUACCAGCAGUGUAUUCGCACGCUGCAGAACAAUAUCAAUUUGCUUUAUGAGACUGGUGGAGUCCCAUUUGAAAUCCUAGAGCCAGUGUUAGAGAAGUGCACCCCGGAGCAGUUGCUGCGUAUUGAGGAAUACAAUCCGCUGUACAUUGGAGUGACGGACCACCUGUGGGGGAAACACUGCCAGAGGGACUUCAAAGAUGCCAAAUUACUGCAGUACGAGUCCUGGAAGGAAAUGUACAUCAGACUAUCUGAGGAGAGGGAAAAAAAAUUCCAGACACUGGCCAAAAAGAUCGUUUCAGAUCAUUCCAAGAAAUCUAAAGGCCGGCAAGUGAAGAUGGCAUUUAUUCACACGGUUGCUAAGCCACCGAGGGACGUGCGUAUUCAACAAGAAAUCCAUGGCACAGCGGUUCAGCAGCCUCAGCAACCCAGGAUCAGCGUCAAGUCCCUUGAGAGCAGACCAAGGCCGAGCAAUGAGCCUGUGAAGACCAGCAGCACCACCUCGGGCCCAAUCAGCACACAAGACUCUCGCAAGAAAACAAGGGUGGCACCAAUGAUGGCAAAGUCCUUAAAGGCAUUCAAAAAGCAGCUGGGACGGCGAUGA